AUGUCAGAGCAUAAUAUAUAUCAGUGAGUAGACUAGUUUCAUUCAGUAGUCACAACCACCGUACACAUCAACACUGCCUCUCCCUCUCCAUCUCCAUCUCCAUCUCCGGCAAUCUGACGUUUGUUGACCGGAAAGUGCUGAAACAGCUCACUGAAAAGCUGACGUAAUCAUGGAUGUUGAUUUCUGGCCCUCGAGAGUUCUCCCUGCUAAGCAUCUAUCUGCUGUACAAGCUGCUAAAUACACCACAGAUCAUCAUUUGCUAAUAGAUGAUUCAGAUGGAGAUGACGAUGCCAGAGCUUACUUUCCAUGCCCCUUUUGUUAUGUAGACAUUGAAAUCCAUGUGCUUUGCAGCCAUCUGCAGAAUGAACACUGCUUUGACUUAAAAAAUGCGGUUUGUCCUCUUUGUGCAGCAAAUCUUGGUAAAGAUGUGAUUGGGCAUUUCAUAGUACACCAUGCAAGUUCAUUGAAGCGCAGGAGAAAAUCUCUAAAAUCUGGUCCCUGGAUUGGCAGUUCAGCUAUGAUAAACAAGGACCUUGGUUCAUUUCUUGGAUCUUCAGCAAAUGGCAGGGCAAACAUAAAUGAAGCUGCACCAGAUCCACUUCUCUCACCAUUUCUUGGAGGUGUAUCCCAUUCACACCCUAAAGGAAGUGAGCAAGAUGAAUCUUGCAAAAUGAGUGCUCAUUCUGCUAGCUUUGAGAUCUCUUGGCAUGGUGGAGGCGACAAGCUAGACUCUGAAGAGAGAAGGCAGAGAGCAGCAUUUGUUCAACAGUUGAUUGCCUCGACCAUCAUCUAAAGCUCCGUUAUGCAGAUGAUGCAAAGGGAUGAUGCAUCACCCGUGUCAUUCAUCACCAAACCAAUCAAUGAUUCUGGCAUCUACAGUCACUGGGGUUUUUUAGUACUGGUGCAUGAGUAGUCUCCAUAUUAGGUGUUGUAGGAAUAAUAUUCCUGGGGUGGAUGAUUGUACGUAAAUGUGUCUCUAGAUCUUCUCCGAAAUAUGGGACAACAAAACAGGACAUUUGUAGUAUUAAAUCUUAAUGCUAAAGCUGAAUCUUGGAUUA
Messenger RNA from Ricinus communis (castor bean), 1058 nucleotides. Its product is annotated as protein DEHYDRATION-INDUCED 19 homolog 5. The record is from RefSeq and is a predicted model, not a curated record. NCBI's taxonomy places the organism in Eukaryota, Viridiplantae, Streptophyta, Magnoliopsida, Malpighiales, Euphorbiaceae. The coding region runs from base 170 to 793 and encodes 207 amino acids. The transcript is spliced from 5 exons.